Molecule: messenger RNA, 3522 nt
Organism: Nycticebus coucang (slow loris)
Lineage: Eukaryota; Metazoa; Chordata; Mammalia; Primates; Lorisidae
Gene: ELMOD3
Product: ELMO domain containing 3
Exons: 12
Coding region: 657-1799 (380 amino acids)
Source: RefSeq, a predicted model, not a curated record
AACGCGUCGAAAGAGUCUGGGGCUGGAGGAGGGAGAACGCGAGGGAGGAAGGAAGGGUGAUCACUGCGGGCCCAGACGGGACUAAGAGGGAAUUCCGGCUGGUAUGCCGGAGACUUGGGUUCUGUUCCUAGCUUUGCCCCGGACUCAGUGGACGCCCUGAGGCAAAUUGCUGUCCUUUUCUUCACUGUCCAGGCAAUUCGAAAGUUUCUGUACGGAGUCCCCACGGGGCCCCUGGCUGGCUGAGCGUCUUGAUGAAUUGAGAUCCUGUUAAGAUCUGCGCAUCACUUUGGAGACCGUUCGGCUCUUUGCCCCUCAGAGUGACCCAUAGUUCUGACGUUGGCAGCCCCCGGACGGCAUCGUUUGCGGCGGGCCCUGGCGGGCUCCCUAACUGCACCCCCUUCGAGGUACAAAUCCGAUGAAAGGAUCAGCAAAGAGCUGAAGCUACAAAGACCUCUGGGACUUCUUUCAGGUACUCAUAGAAACCUCCUGUACCCUCAUGAUGGCACAAAGGGACUGUUUUCCUACUCUUAGUCUGAAUGACUGCCAAGAAGGAAGACAAAGGUAGAGGAAUUGGAUCUCUGGCUUUUGAUCUCAGACCUUAUUCAACUCCUAUCUGGACCUAUGAACAAAGCUCACAUGAACAAAUGAUUUGAGUCAUGAAUGAAAAAUCUUGUUCUUUUCCUAAUGAGAAAGAAUUAAGAGUUGGACAGGGUGAAAGACUGUCUGGGAGACACUCUAUAUCAUAUGACAACAACAGUGCUCUUUCUGCUUUCAGAGGAAUUCCUAUCUCGGAGCUAAAGAAGCACAGAAUUCUCCCGGCCCUGACUGCAGAAGCUAAUGGAUGGGAGCCAGUUGUGAGCCCAGAAGUGCUCAGAGCCCAAGAAGAAUGGGAAGCUGUGGAGACCAUCCAGCCAGGAACAGGGUGCCAGGCCAUCUCAGAACAGGCUGGGCAACUAAUCUCCUUCAGUGAGGCCCUGCAGCACUUCCAGACUGUGGACCUGUCCUCCUUCAAGAAAAGAAUCCAGCCAACUAUUCGGAGGACUGGGCUUGCCGCUCUCCGCCACUACCUCUUUGGGCCUCCAAAGCUCCGCCAGGGCCUUCGGGAAGAAAGGGACCUGGUGUUGACCAUUGCUCAGUGUGGCCUGGAUAACCAAGACCCAGUGCAUGGCCGAGUCCUCCAGACCAUCUACAAGAAGCUGACCGGCUCCAAGUUUGACUGUGCCCUCCACGGAGACCACUGGGAGGACCUGGGCUUUCAGGGAGCAAAUCCAGCCACAGACCUGAGAGGGGCUGGCUUUCUUGCCCUCCUGCAUCUGCUCUACCUGGUGAUGGACUCAAAGACCUUGAUGAUGGCACAGGAGAUUUUACGCUUGUCUCGCCACCAUAUCCAGCAAUUCCCUUUCUGUUUGAUGUCGGUGAACAUCACCCGAAUUGCCAUCCAGGCCUUGAGAGAGGAGUGUCUGUCUAGGGAGUGUAAUCGCCAGCAGAAGGUCAUCCCGGUAGUGAACAGCUUCUAUGCAGCCACUUUCCUCCACCUCGCACACGUCUGGAGGACAGAGCAGAAGACCAUCUCUGACUCGGGCUUUGUCCUCAAAGACUUGGAAAUGUUAGCCAAGAAGAGCCCACAGCGGCUGCUUAAAACCCUGGAGACCUACUUGGCUGGAGUGUCAAAGGGACAGACCUCCUUGUUGGGAGCACAGAAGUACUAUGGGCCACAAGCCCCUUAUUCCAAGGACCUCACCUUUACAGGUGUCUGUGACCUGCAACCUCACUCAUCCGAAAGCACAUGGCUGAUCUGACCGCCCAGAGACUGACUUAAGGGAUGGGCUGCACCAGCUGGACUUACAAAGGUGCACAGCAAACCGUGUCAGGGGCACGCUGGCUGCACCAUGCCCCUUUCUGUCUCAGCAGCGGGAUGCAAGAAUCCUACUGCUUCUGGGUCUGGUUGGAGAAGGCUAAGUGUCCUCACCUCACUGGUAUGAGUCAUUGGUGUAGGUAGGCUUGACUCACACCUACGGACCUGUCUCCAGAGCAAGAAAAAUCUUGCCUUACUCUCAGCUGAGUGCAGUCUCCAGGGUUGACUUCCCAGUUAUCUGAAUGGGAAUGAAUGGAUAAUGAUGUGGGACAGCUCACAUGCCCAUGUGGGAAGGAGAUGCUGAGGUACAGGCAGCCAGAAUUCUGACUCCAAGGCAGCAGGGCAUAGGGGCCAGGUGUCUGUGGUUAGGACUAGAAGGCGACAGCAGUGGCAGCAGCUGACUUGGGGCAGCAUAACCUAGACCAUGCUGCCUGAGACCUCAGUUGCAGGGAGGGAUUCCUUUCCCCCACCCACCAGGCAGUGUCAGGGCCUUCACUUACCCCACCCUCCUCUCCAUUGCUUACCAUCUAGAAAUGGGCAUUUGGCUAGGCAUGUCCCAUGGCUGCCUCCCACAAGCUGGGACUCCACUUGUAGAGGCUGUGUGCAUCCCUGGCCUGGCAGCAGGCAGGAAGAAUUGCACAUACCAGCAGUUUUUGACUUAAAAGAAUUGUUCUAGUUUAUGGUCUCAAGUGUUUUCUUCCAAGACAAGUCUUGGCACCUUCCUGUGGCCCUGUUGUUCUGGAGCCUGGUUAGAGCCAGGCUCACCAGCAGGAGAAGGCCCAGUGUGUGGGUGUGGGGGGUGUUCCAUCCUAAUCAUGAGCUCAGGAGAGACAAGGCUGCCUGUGCCCAUCCUCACCUUGGUUACACUUGUGAGCUCUAACCAGAGGAUGAGAUAACCCUGGCACUUGUUGAGACUGACUGGUCUCCACAUCUCAACUGGUCUCCUUCUGGGGAAGCUGGCACUCUUGUUCUCUUCUCAAAAAGGCCUCUAGGCCAGGGUUCCUGAGCUGGGGAGUAGGAGGCAGGCAAGAACUCACUGUGCCGCUUUCGGUCCUCUGGACUCCCUAAGUACAGAUAUAGAACAUAGUCUAUCCGCCGCAGGCCUGUCCAUUUCUGACCCACUGGGGGAAGGGGGUGCGUCACAGAGUAGACAACAGAUAGCCACCCAGGCAUGGAAGGGAGCUCCCGGACUGUGGUUAGCAGGAUGCCUCAAGGGUGGGGCUGGUACCAAACCCUGCCGUUUGCCUUGUGUCAUCACUGCCUGACCUGAACUAAUCUUUAUUCCUGUUACUUUCUCCCUCCUGGUCCUCAGCUGACCAGCAGAGAUGGCAGGGAGGUUACCAGGCAUGGUGGGGGAGAACACAUAGAACACAGCUGAGCCUCCACUUUGGAGUGUCAGGUUCUUCUCUCCCUCCUUUCUACCCACUCUGGGACUGUGCGGAUAAUUCUCCAGACUGACUGCAGGUACUCAGCCCCCAGCACACCCAGAGACCAGUCCACAUGGGGAGCCAAUGUAAUGCUCUGCAGAUGACAGAGUGCUCACAAUUUCACACCUUGGUAUGUAGCAAUAACAUAAUCUAGGUAUUUUUAAGUUGCAGUUCUGUUGAUGGACUGACAUAGGGGGUGUCUGAGUUCUCUGAAGGUAAAUACAAAGAUUGUAAUGUGUA